AUGGCCACACCAAUCCUGCAGGCUCGCGCCGAGAAAACGGCCCAGCUGUAUACCGACCCUCAUAAUCCAUACCUCUAUCUCGACCGGGCUCGCCUCUAUGAACAGCUCGGUUUCCCCGAUCUAGCGGCCGCCGAUGCAUACCGCGCGCUUUCACUUCUGGAGUCAGUUGUUGAUCCAGACGGUUGCGAAUUUCAUGCGCAGAAGAAGGUCGACUCACCUGAAAACGAUCAAGCCACAACAUUCAAGAACGAGACGGAGCGCGAAGAGGAGGAUGAGGAUGAGGAUGAAGACGACGAAGACAAUGCCAUAGUUCCGGUGACACAGGAAGAGUAUGAUGCCCUGAUUGGCGAUGUAUACGCCAUUCUGGUGCGCAAUCUCGUUCUCUGCGGUUGCUAUCGUGAUGCGUAUGAGUUUGGGGUGCGCGGGAUUGGGCUGCUGGAGGCUGGCUCUGCGGCCACAACGGUGCUGAACGAACAGAUGGAGCAGGUCAAGAAGAUCUACCGGGCUCGCACAAAGUCAGAAGCAGAAGUCGAGCUGGGCUUGAUUGACUCGGCUCUUCUCCCUGCCCAGGGCUAUGCUCGCCGCGUCCUGUAUCCCUGGAAUGAGCAUGAGCCAGACCGCUGCGCGCCGGAGGAAUUGAAGUUCUUGAAUGAGAGACUUGCGGACGUGGCGCCAAAAUGUGAAGUGCGCGCCGUGGCUCUACCUGCGCUGCAUGCUGGGGCCACUGAUGAGGCCGAGGUUUCCGUCCAACUCGGUCUAUUCGCCAAGGAGGAUAUCGCGGCCGAUGAGAUCAUUCUACGGGAAAAUUCGCUUUUGACGGCGACAAAUCGCCUCCAUGACGAUCUGUGCGAUGCCUGCAAUGCUCCUCUCCCUGAGCUCUCCGCUGCAGAGCCACCUGUCGGAUGUGAGGGUGGUUGCGCAGACACUAUUUUCUGCAGUCAAGCGUGUCAUGACACGGCUCAGCGCGUUUACCACGGUGCAAUCUGUGGCCUGGAAGAUGGUCUGGAGUCCAUCGGGAAAGACAUUCCCGAUCCAAAAGACAAAGCCGAUUACCUAUACCUUUUGCUCCUCGGUCGGGCUUUGGCCAUGUCCGCCACGCAGGACGUGGAUGCACUGGAGCUUCCAGAAGUGAAAUAUAUCUGGGGCGACUUCCACGAUUUUGACAUCAACUCAACUUCCACAGCGCAGAAGAAUGACUCGGCCACCCUCCCGUUCUCAUUCCAGCUCAAUAUCCUUCAACCGAUGCGCUUCCUCGAAGAAAUGGAGAUCGACCCCUAUGUGUCUCUGUCGCGGUACGAUACCUGGGUGUUGAAUACAUUGUACGCCAAGUUCCGUGGUACUGCGUCUGGCCGUCUUUCGACUUGGGAUGGCGGACCGGAAUUGUGUGCGGUGCAUCCGCUAUGGUGCCUGGCGAAUCACUCGUGUGAUCCAAACGUACGCUGGGAAUGGGGUGGUGAGAUUACUUUCCGGGCACGACACGAUGAAGAGACGGCGGUUUGGGUGCGAACUUACCCGGAUGGGAAGAUCGAAGCCAAGCCUCCAGCCAAGGGGGGUAUUGCGAAGGACCAGGAGAUCCUCAAUCAUUACUGUGAUAUUGGCUUGCCGGUCAAGGAGAGGAGAGAAUGGGCAUCUGGAGCCCUGGGUGGCCUGUGUCGCUGUGAUAGAUGUGUUUGGGAGGCGUUUGAGGUCUAA
Molecule: messenger RNA, 1692 nt
Organism: Penicillium argentinense
Lineage: Eukaryota; Fungi; Ascomycota; Eurotiomycetes; Eurotiales; Aspergillaceae
Product: putative MYND domain protein
Exons: 1
Coding region: 1-1692 (563 amino acids)
Cellular component (GO): nucleus
Molecular function (GO): protein binding
Source: RefSeq, a predicted model, not a curated record